Molecule: messenger RNA, 933 nt
Organism: Mycena indigotica
Lineage: Eukaryota; Fungi; Basidiomycota; Agaricomycetes; Agaricales; Mycenaceae
Product: 60S ribosomal protein
Exons: 2
Coding region: 1-933 (310 amino acids)
Biological process (GO): translation; ribosomal large subunit assembly
Cellular component (GO): ribosome; cytosolic large ribosomal subunit
Molecular function (GO): structural constituent of ribosome; 5S rRNA binding
Source: RefSeq, a predicted model, not a curated record
AUGCCGUUCGUCAAAAAACUCAAGUCGGAUGCCUACUUCUCGCGGUUCCAGGUUAAAUACCGCAGACGUCGCGAGGGCAAAACUGACUACUACGCCCGCAAACGGCUUGUGACCCAGGCGAAGAACAAGUACAAUGCGCCGAAAUACCGUCUUGUCGUCCGGAUAACGAACAAGGAUGUCAUCGUCCAAAUCAUCUACGCCCGCCUCCAGGGCGACUUUGUCCUGACAUCUGCCCACUCGCGCGAGCUGCCCCGUUAUGGCAUCGAGCACGGUCUGACCAACUGGGCCGCUGCCUAUGCGACUGGUCUUCUUUGCGCGCGCCGUGCGCUGACCAAGCUGGGCCUCGCUGACAAAUACCAGGGUGUCGCCGAGCCAGACGGCACGCUCACGCUCACCGAAGUCAUCGAUGGUGAAGAUGCCCCCCGGCCAUUCAAGGCUUUCCUCGAUGUCGGUCUCCGCCGAACAUCAACUGGCUCGCGAGUAUUCGGUGCGAUGAAGGGUGCCUCUGACGGUGGAAUCUUCGUGCCCCACUCUGAGAAGCGUUUCCCUGGCUACGACCCAGAGUCCAAGGAGCUCGAUGCCGAGGUCCUCAAAAAGUACAUCUAUGGCGGUCACGUGGCGGAGUACAUGGAGUCGCUUGAGGAGGAAGACGAUGAGCGAUUCAAGAAGCAGUUCGCCAGCUACCUCGCUGACGGCAUUGGGUCAGAGGACAUUGAGGACAUCUACAAAAAUGCCCACACCGCCAUCCGAGAGGACCCAACCUUCAAGCCCACGGAAAAGACAACAGACUGGAAGGCGGAGAGCACCAAACAUCGCACAGUCAAACUCACCUACGAACAACGCAAAGCCAACAUUGCCGCCAAGAUCGAGAAGUUCAAGGCUGGUGGCUUCGACGAGCCCGAGGCUGCCGAUGACGACGACGACGACGAGUAA